Caenorhabditis elegans is the source of this 1534-nucleotide messenger RNA. It is a transcript of the gene uba-5, whose product is annotated as Ubiquitin-like modifier-activating enzyme 5. The coding region runs from base 7 to 1266 and encodes 419 amino acids. Gene Ontology annotation, molecular function: ubiquitin-like modifier activating enzyme activity. NCBI's taxonomy places the organism in Eukaryota, Metazoa, Nematoda, Chromadorea, Rhabditida, Rhabditidae. The transcript is spliced from 3 exons. The record is from RefSeq and is marked reviewed.
GCCAAGAUGAGUGAUGAGCAAAUCGAUAAACUCGUCAGCCGGCUAGAUGGUGCUUUAAACCGCCUUGGAAAUGUUAAGAAAGACCACCCUCUGGAGUCGUCGUCGAACUCGAAACCAACUCACCAGCCAAAGUCUCCGGCUCCUUAUCGGCAAAAAAUCGAGAAGCUCAGUGCCGAAGUUGUCGACUCGAACCCAUACAGCCGACUUAUGGCUUUGCAGCGCAUGGGAAUCGUCAAUGAGUACGAAAGGAUCCGAGAGAAAACAGUGGCAGUUGUCGGAGUUGGCGGCGUCGGAAGUGUUGUCGCGGAGAUGCUCACUCGAUGUGGAAUAGGAAAGCUGAUCCUUUUCGACUACGACAAAGUGGAGAUCGCCAACAUGAAUCGGCUUUUUUAUCAACCGAACCAGGCAGGUCUUAGCAAGGUCGAAGCAGCGAGAGACACAUUGAUCCACGUCAACCCGGAUGUUCAAAUCGAGGUCCACAACUUCAAUAUUACCACAAUGGACAAUUUUGAUACAUUUGUCAACAGAAUCCGGAAGGGAUCCCUUACCGACGGGAAAAUCGAUUUGGUACUGAGUUGCGUGGAUAACUUCGAAGCUCGAAUGGCUGUGAACAUGGCUUGCAACGAAGAAAACCAGAUCUGGAUGGAGUCUGGAGUCAGUGAGAAUGCCGUGUCCGGCCAUAUUCAGUAUAUCGAACCAGGAAAGACGGCGUGUUUUGCUUGUGUUCCUCCACUCGUUGUCGCUUCGGGAAUUGACGAGCGUACGUUGAAACGCGAUGGAGUGUGUGCUGCGUCACUUCCAACAACAAUGGCUGUAGUUGCUGGAUUUUUGGUGAUGAACACGCUGAAAUACCUUCUGAACUUUGGAGAAGUCUCCCAGUACGUUGGAUACAACGCAUUAUCAGACUUUUUCCCUCGUGACAGCAUCAAGCCGAACCCAUACUGCGACGACUCUCACUGUCUGCAAAGACAAAAAGAAUACGAAGAGAAGGUUGCCAAUCAACCUGUGGAUCUUGAAGUGGAAGUUCCAGAAGAAGAAACCGUCGUUCAUGAGGACAAUGAAUGGGGAAUCGAGCUGGUAAAUGAGUCGGAGCCAUCUGCAGAACAAUCUUCAAGCUUGAAUGCUGGAACCGGGCUCAAGUUUGCUUAUGAACCAAUCAAGAGAGAUGCCCAGACUGAAUUGUCGCCGGCUCAAGCUGCAACCCAUGAUUUUAUGAAAUCGAUCAAGGAUAAACUCGUCGAGGAAGCCCAGAACAAAGGAAAAUAAUUGCCAAAAAUCAAAAUAUAGAUUUUUCCCAUAUUCUUGUCAAUAUUAAAAUUGCUUUUAUAAGCUAGUCUCUCGCCUUCCAUCACACUCGCUAAAUAAUUUAUUGUCAAUCCCCUUCUUUUUUUUAGGAGCCAAUUUUGGGUUUUUAGCUUCUAUUUUUCCUGUAUUCUGUCCCCCCUUCGCUCACUAUCCCCUUGUAUUGCAUAUUACACAUCAUCUGUGAUUGAACUCCCUGUUUUCUAUUUUAUUCAUAAAAUCUUUAUUAUUU